Molecule: messenger RNA, 204 nt
Organism: Sphenostylis stenocarpa
Lineage: Eukaryota; Viridiplantae; Streptophyta; Magnoliopsida; Fabales; Fabaceae
Source: the annotation of a GenBank genome assembly
AUGUCUUUGGAAUUGCUCCUUGCUUUGCUUCUUGAUUUUGCCCGGGAGUGCAAAAGGCUAAGUGUGGGGGAAUUUGAUGAACUUCAGGCUAUCACUCUCUUCCGGGCAUUAGCAAGCAAUCCAGACAUCAGGAGCAUUGAUAUCUGCCGAGCCGGUAAGAAAGUUGUCUGGUCCCGAAAUUCGGUAACAGAAGGAUUCCGCUAG